Molecule: messenger RNA, 4053 nt
Organism: Xiphias gladius (swordfish)
Lineage: Eukaryota; Metazoa; Chordata; Actinopteri; Istiophoriformes; Xiphiidae
Gene: lipib
Product: lipase, member Ib
Exons: 9
Coding region: 935-2320 (461 amino acids)
Biological process (GO): lipid metabolic process
Molecular function (GO): carboxylic ester hydrolase activity; lipase activity
Source: RefSeq, a predicted model, not a curated record
GAUGUCUUGGCAUUUACACACACAACAGUCUCUAGAGUUUUUACUCAUAAUGGGGCCAAAAACAAAAAUACCUCCAGACAGCGGCAUUUGUGCAGACGGAAACGCCUUGUUGAUGAAAGAGGUCAGAGGAGAACGGCCAGACUGGUUGGAGCUGAGAGAAAGGUUACGGUAACUCAGACAACAAGAAAAUCCUCUCGGGAUGCACAACACGCCAAACCGUGAGGCGAUGGACUACAGCAGCAGAAGACCACGUCGGGUUCCACUCCUGUCAGCUAAGAACGGAGAUCUUAAGCUGCAGUGGACGCAGGCUCACCAACACUGGACAGCUGAAGACUGGAAAAACGUAGCCUGGUCUGAUUAAUCUGGAUUCCUGCCGAGGCAGCAGAUAUUAGCGUCAGAAUUUGGCGUCAACAGCAUGAAACCAUGGACCCAACCUGCCUCGUGUCAACAGUCCAGGCUGCUGCUGGUGGCGUAACAGUGCGGGGAAGGUUUUCUUGGCAAACCUUGGGCCCCUUAACACCAAUCAAUCAUGGUUUUAAUGUCACAGCCUGUCUGAGUGUUGUUGCUGACCAUGUGCUUCCCUUUCUGGCCACAGUUCACCACCUUCUGGUGGCUGCUUCCAGCAGGAUAAUGUUCCAUGUCACAAAGCAAAAGUCGUCUCAAACUGGUUUCAUGAACAUGACAAUGGAAUGGAAUGGAAAUGUAUUUAAGGAAUAUAUUUUAACUGGGGUUUUUUAUGAGUAGGAAUGCCCAGCAAUCCCUGCCGUUACAGUAUUUCUGCUGAAAAGUUUAAUUUUCUCAACGACUCUUAGAGGGAUUUCCACGAAAGUUUGAACAGACAUUCGUGGCUCCUGGACGAUGAAUUCAAAUCACUUGGGUGGUGCCCUGACUUUUCGUCUGGCGCCACCAUGUUGUCAACAUUUUAAUUUGGGUUAUGAUCAAAUAUAAACCAAAUUACUCCAUUCCCGUAAGCCUCAGCUGUCCCUGUUUUCUGCCUACAGGCCAGGAGGGGAGCGGGUCGGACGAGUCCUGCGACAACUUCACAGACCUCAACCUGUCCCACUGCUUCAUGGGAACCAGCCUGUACGUCCGGCUGCUCCUCUACACCCGCUCCAACCUCGACUGCGGCCGUGAGAUCAACCACCACCACUUGUCCUCACAGCCUCUCUUCAAUCUCAGCCGCCCCACCGCCUUUGUCAUCCACGGCUACCGGCCCACCGGAGCGCCGCCGAUCUGGAUCAACCACAUAGUCCACCUGUUGGCCAAGCAGGAGGACAUGAACGUCAUCGUGGUGGACUGGAACAAGGGGGCAGCAAACCUGAACUACUUAACUGCUGUGGCCUACACGAGGGAGGCUGCCUAUAACCUGACCGGGUUCAUCAUGACUAUGGAGGAGGAAGGAGCCUCCCUGAGUUCAGUCCACCUCAUCGGCGUCAGUCUGGGAGCUCACCUGGCCGGAUUUGUGGGUGCAAACCUGAAGGGAAAGAUCGGACGCAUCACAGGUCUGGACCCGGCAGGGCCGAUGUUCACCAGCGCCAUCCCGGAGGAGAGGCUGGACCCCUCAGACGCCAUGUUUGUGGACGUGCUGCACACCGACAUGAACUCAUUUGGACUGACGGGAGCUCACGGUCACAUCGACUUCUAUGCCAAUGGUGGAGCCGACCAACCGGGAUGUCCCAAAACCAUCUUUGCAGGUAAAUCUUACUUCGUGUGUGACCACCAGCGCUCGGUGUUUCUGUUCUUGUGUGCUCUGAACCGCACCUGCAGCCUCACAGGUUACCCCUGCUCGUCCUACAGCGAUUUCGUGGACGCGAGAUGUCUGCAGUGUGAGGCCUUUAAACCCGCUUCCUGCCCUGUGCUCGGUUAUGAUGUCAGCAAGUGGCGAGAGACUCUGCUGCGACUGGGACAGACCAAAGUCUUCUUCAGCACCACCGCGACGCUGCCCUACAGGAAGCUGAGCUACAGAGUGGACAUGGUGACCUGGAACCAGUACCUCCGCUGGGGGGUCGUCUACAUCCGUCUACACAGCGGCAGACACUUCACAGAGACCAGAAUAGACCAUAAACUCUUCCGGUUGGAGCAGUACACCUCCACCCGCCUGCUGGCCCAGUUCGACGAGGAACUGCCGCACGUCCAAAAGAUCUCCCUGCGCAUCAACACGGGCAACGUGAUCGGCCCUCGAUACAAAAUCAGGCUGCUGCGAAUUCGCUUCACGCCGCUGGAACGUCCCGAGAGGCCUUUAAUGUGCCGCUUUGACAUCAUCAUGGAGGAGAACAUGGAGGUGGCGUUUCGACCUCUGCCCUGCGACUCCCGCCUCUGACUCCCUGACCAGACAGUCUUCUCCCUCUAUGAAAACACAUCUUAACUCACCCCUAACCCUGCUGAAGGACCCCCCAGACGUCCUCCGGAUGCUACAGGGUGUCCAGGCCCCCAGGUGGACCUCCAGGGGCCCCGCAGGAGGAGCCGCGGCCUCCUCACUGGCUGAUGGAGACGACCAAGCCGGUGCUGUGGGUAACUCCCGGUUACUGGAAUGUCAGCAUAUUGUUAUGUACGACUGAAGCCACAUCUCUGCUGGUGCUGACGGGAUUUCUGUAAAGCUGAUAAGAAUGACUCAUGAUAAGCUGUGAGAUCAGGACACACAGCGACAAGAUUUGUCGUGAGAUUAAGAGAAGAUCUGCCGCAGGAGAGGCUUGACGUCACGGUGAGGUCAGUUCUCUCGAUUGGAUGGAUCCUCAGAAACCCCUUCACCCCUAACUGCAGUGAACCUGUCAGUACUACUACACAUCCAUCACUUAGUACAACACAAUAUACAGAUAGGAGAGUCACAAAAAAAAAAAAAAUGUUGAUUGAUUUAUAAACCCAUUAUCUAAAAGGAGUCAUAGUCAGUCACAAACUUUUAGCAUUAAGUCUGAUUUCAAGGACUCAUGAAACAUAGAAUCAUGUAUUUAGUUAGAAAAGAGAGACAGGCAUUCAAAAAAAUAGAUUUAACAUAUCAUACGUCUCAUAUUCUGAUUUACAGAAUAAAUUUGGGCAAUAAUUAAAUAACAGUAGAUUUGCUCGCAAUUUUUAUAUUAAGUUUUUCCUCUUUUUGGUCCAAAAUGUGGUCCACGCGUAGCAUUUCCUCUGCGGAACAGCUGAUAACAUGUAAAAUGUCCAGUAAAGAAACGUUCUUCAGGCGCUAUGAGGCAGUGCAAGGAGGAAAGAUACGUUUUAAGCCUUUUGUUUACUCAGGCACGUCAGCGGUACAAGAAAAACACUGCUUUUCCUGAUCUGUGUCUGGCUAAAUAAAGGAAUAAAGGCUCUUACUAUCACUUCUACUUGUGAAACUGCUCGUGCACUGUUUAAAAAAAAAAAAAAAACAAUCUAAUUUUAUGAUGGUUUCCCAUGCUCCCCCCUUCAGAAUCGACCACUGGAAUAAAUAAAAAUGUAUAGUGGAUAAAUAAAUGUGUGUCAUGAUAAAUACAUGAUCAGCCUGUGCCAGUGUGUAAUCAACACUGGGUCCUGUACGCUACUGUACGUGGUCACCCUUAGGCCCCUUGAUUAGCCAAUGUGAAAAUUUAAUUAAAAAUAAGCUGUUAAUCUUGAUUUUUCAAAGGUGGAAAACUCCAUUUUUGAUUGUGAAUCCGUACGAUCCGUACCUGAACCCUCGAUCGGUUUCACUGCAGUUAAAAAGAUUUUCUUUCCUCUGUGCCUUAUACCAAGCGGUUCACCUUCAGGCUGAGAGCUGCUACUGUAACAGGGAUGCUGCUAUGAAGUCUGUCCACAGCGAUACAUAACCAGACGUAAGCUGUUUUACUGCAGUAGUCCUGCACUAAAGUGUGAUGUUGUAAACUGUGAGUUUUAUUUUGAAAUCAACGGUAGCUAAGGAUGAGUGUUUGUAGCUUGUUAAUUGAUCCCCAGAAGUUUUACACUAAUCAAGUCUUCGGAGGUUAGAGGACUUGAGUGUUAGUCAGAGUGACAAAAAAACUGAGCAGCCAAAACUAAGAUUUCCUCCAUGUAAAACUGAUGAAAAAUGUGUCACAGUGUUGAAAAACUAAACUGUUGUCUUUUGUU